Molecule: messenger RNA, 924 nt
Organism: Hippocampus zosterae (dwarf seahorse)
Lineage: Eukaryota; Metazoa; Chordata; Actinopteri; Syngnathiformes; Syngnathidae
Product: cathepsin L 2-like
Cellular component (GO): lysosome
Molecular function (GO): cysteine-type endopeptidase activity
Source: RefSeq, a predicted model, not a curated record
AUGAAGUCAAUCUUGGCCAUAAUCGGCAGCGUGGCGCUCGCCACCUACUUUGUGCUGCACAACAAGACCUCCUCGGGCCUGUAUGAGUCCUGGAAGGUCCAGCACGGCGUUGAGUUCCUGGGCGAGGAGGACUCCUUCCGGAGGGCCAUCUUCGAGGAAAACAUGCGGGUGAUUACCGAGCACAACGCCAAGGCUGACGCCACCUACAAGAUGGGCGUCAACCAGUUCUCCGCCAUGACCUCGGACGAGUUCGUGAGCACCUACCUUGGAUACAUCGAGAAGGAAGACAAACUGCUCGGAAUCAGUGAGGACUUCGAGUACGACGCUGACAUUGACUGGACCGACAAGGGCGUCCUCACCGACAUCAAGGACCAGGGCCGCUGCGGCUCCUGCUGGGCUUUCUCCGCCACCGGCGCCCUCGAGGCCAUGGCUAAGGCCAAGACUGGUGAGCUGCCCUCGCUGUCUGAACAGCAGUUGGUGGACUGCUCGCGGUCGUACGGGAACAUGGGCUGCAACGGCGGGCUGAUGGACAGCGCCUUCAAGUACACCCGGGACCACGGCAUCACCACCGAAUCCGCUUACCCUUACACGGCCAAGGACGGCUCCUGCAAGUCCUUCACCAGUGCCUUCAAGAACGCCGGGUUCACCGACGUGCGGGGCUGCUCCAACUUGUACACUGCGCUGGCCGGCCGCCCGGUCUCGGUCGCUGUGGACGCCACCAACUGGUCUCGCUACAGCUCCGGCGUGUUCAACAACUGCGGCACUCGGCUGAACCACGGCGUGCUGCUGGUUGGCGCGACCGACCAGUUCUGGACUAUCAAGAACUCCUGGAGCACUAGCAGCGGAUGGGGCGAGAGGGGCUUCAUCCGGAUCUCCCGGGGCAACACCUGCGGCCUGUGCAACCAGCCCUCCUACCCCAAUUGA